CGGCCAGCCCCCCUCCCCCGCCCCCGGAGAGAGCGAGAGUCGGACCCGCUGGACUCCCCACCACCCCCCUAACCCCGAAGGAGGACCCGAGUGAGAGAGGGAACCGCGUUGCCACGGGAGAGGCCUCGGUGCAGGGCUCCAGCAUGUUUGCGUCGGUUAAGGCUUUCGAGGAGCAGCAGUACUCCACCCUCAAGAGGCAGUGCCUGCAGAGUGGUCUGCUCUUCGAAGACCCCCGCUUCCCCGCCGUCGACGACUCGCUCUUCUACCAGGGCAACAGGAUCGGACGCGUAGUGUGGAAGAGGCCGCGGGAGCUGUGCGAAGACCCUCACCUGUUCGUAGACGGCAUCAGCGCACAUGACCUCCACCAGGGGCAGCUGGGGAACUGCUGGUUUGUGGCGGCCUGCUCCAGUCUGGCUUCCAGAGAGUCAUUAUGGCAAAAAGUGAUUCCUGACUGGAAAGAGCAGGAGUGGGACACGGAGAAGCCCGAUUCGUACACCGGCAUCUUCCAUUUCCGCUUCUGGCGCUUUGGCGAGUGGGUGGACGUGGUGAUCGACGACCGGCUGCCCACUGUGGACAACCAGCUGGUCUACUGCCACUCCAACGACAGCAACGAGUUCUGGAGCGCGCUGGUGGAGAAGGCCUACGCCAAGGUUUAUGGCUGCUACGAAGCUUUGGACGGCGGCAACACGGCAGAUGCGUUGGUGGAUUUCACGGGAGGGGUGUCGGAGCCAGUGGACCUGCUGGAGUGUCAGAUGGCAACGGAUGAGGCAGCCCGUAACCAGCUGUUUGAACGAGUCCUCAAAGUGCACAACCGAGACGGCCUUAUCAGCUGCUCCAUUCGGGCAACCACAGUGGAGGAUAUGGAGGCGCGCCUGGACUGCGGCCUGGUGAAAGGCCACGCUUACGCCGUGACCGACGUCCGCAAAGUGCGGCUGGGUCACGGGCUGCUGGCGUAUUUCAAGUCGGAAAAGUUGCACAUGAUCCGCAUGAGAAACCCAUGGGGAGAGAAAGAGUGGAGCGGCCCUUGGAGCGAUAGUUCGGAGGAGUGGAACAAGGUGAGCAAGAGCGAGAGGGAGAAGCUCGGUGUCACCGUGCAGGACGACGGCGAGUUCUGGAUGACGUUUGACGACUUCUGCCAGUACUUUACCGACCUGAUCCUGUGUCGCCUCAUCAACACGUCUUACCUGAGCAUUCACAAGACAUGGGAGGAGGAGGUGAUGCGGGGCUCCUGGAUCCACCGCCAGGACCCCUUGCGCAACCGUUCGGGCGGCUGCAUCAAUCACAAGGCCACUUUCCUCCAGAACCCACAGUACGUGUUUGACGUAAAAAAGGUGGAGGACGAGGUGCUAAUCUGCUUGCAGCAGAAGGAGAAGAGAGCCACACCCAAAGAAGGAAAAGGGGAGAAUCUUGCCAUAGGCUUCGAUAUCCACCAGGUGGAGCUGAACCGCAAAUACCGCAUGCACUCAGCCCAGCAAAAAGUUGCGGGCUCCAUCUACAUCAACUCGCGAUGCGUCUUCCUUAGGAAGGAGCUGAAGGAGGGCCGCUAUGUCAUUAUCCCGACCACCUUUGACCCGGGCCAGCAGGGAGACUUCCUGCUCCGCGUCUUCACCGACGUGCCUUCGGACUGCAAAGAGCUGAACCUGGACGAGCCCCCUCAGACUUGUUGGACGGGCAUGUGCGGCUACCCUCAGCUGGUCACCCAGGUCCACGUUCUCAACGCCGAGGGUCUGCAGGGACAGGACUCCAAUGGAGCGGUUGACCCGUACGUAAUCAUCACCUGCGAAGGCGAGAGAGUCCGCUCGCCUGUUCAGAAAGACACCCGGUGCCCCAACUUUGACAUCAAGGGUCUGUUUUACCGCAAGAAGCCAAAAGAAGGAGUCCACAUCGAGAUCUACAACAAGAACAUGAUCGUGGACACCUUCCUUGGUCAAGUGGUGAUGUUCAGUGACCCCAACGAGCGUCAGGAGCAGCACACGCUUCACCUCCGCGAUAAGGGCAGUCGCCAGGACAGCGACCUGCCCGGCACGCUCACUGUCCGCCUCAUCACUUCCACCACGCUCACUAACAUCUGACCAACACUUUAAUUCAUUCUUUCCCUUAAUUAUUUAGUCCUCAUUUAUUGUUUUUUUUCUCAUUGACUGCCAUUGACAACAAUAGUUGUCCAAUCUGCUUUAACUCCCAGUUCAAAUGGAUUGGAUGUCUAGCACUGUCAAUGACAGCAAAUGAGUUAAUACAGGGUUUCCCCAAAAAUAAUUUGAAUAUUUACUGCUUAAGUCAAUGUCUGUCAUUGACGCCGCUAGACGUCCAAUCUAUUUUGACUGGGAGGGGCGAAUGAUUCACCCCUCCUAGUCAAAAUAGAUUGGACGUCUAGCGCCAUCAGUGGCAUUGAAAAAUAAUAAAAAUAGUAAAAUAAUCAUUCCCGGCCGAUCUUCCCAGUUUAAAUGAAUUGGAUGUCUUGUUAAAUAGUUAAAUACUUAUGUUAAAUUCUUAUGUUAAAUAAUAAAUGAGUUAAAUAGUAUGAAAUUAAGAAAUUAAAAAAAAGGGGGGGGGGUGUUAUUGGGGGUCAUAACCAGAAUAUACUAGUAUUUGUUUUUGUUCAUUUUAAUUUUAUGAUAUUUUUGAUAAACAUUUGUAUGAAUUCAUAUUAUUAAAUAAAAGAAAAACAUUAAAAAUAAUAAUAAGAAUAAUUAAACUAUAUUUGAGCCACGUUUUAAAACAAAUGCUAAUUUUGUGGCCUGUGUGACCCAAAAUGUGAUGUCCACAUAUAUAGAUGUUGUUUUAAUUACCCCGAAUAGUCACUUGUGCUAUAAAGGGUUUUUAAAAAAGUAACAAAUAAUGUGCAAAACUUUUUAAAUAUCUUUUUCCUUCCUUCCCCUUAUUUGUGCUGUUAGGCCCCAAAUAUAACAUAAUAACUACACAAAAAUCAUCCACACUUUAAAAAAAAAAACUAAAAUUUACAGCAGGGUCGAGAACGAAAAGUGGUAUUUGGUUUGUGGUUAAAUGUAUUUUGCCUUGUAGCAUUUUUUUAUCAUGUGGCAUUUUUUUGGUAUGUGGCAAAAUGGAUUUUGGCUUGUCAUCUUUUUUUCUUGCAUGUUUUUUUUUUCUUGCAUGUUUUUUUUCU
Messenger RNA from Corythoichthys intestinalis (scribbled pipefish), 3121 nucleotides. RefSeq names its product calpain-5-like. Gene Ontology annotation, cellular component: cytoplasm. The transcript has 13 exons. Gene Ontology annotation, molecular function: calcium-dependent cysteine-type endopeptidase activity. The coding region runs from base 144 to 2072 and encodes 642 amino acids. NCBI's taxonomy places the organism in Eukaryota, Metazoa, Chordata, Actinopteri, Syngnathiformes, Syngnathidae. Gene Ontology annotation, biological process: proteolysis. The record is from RefSeq and is a predicted model, not a curated record.